CAACAGAACAAAACCACCAUUUCGUAACCAACGCUGCUAAACUUAGUUAAUUCCUUCAUCUCUCUCCAACACUAUAUUCGAAACUCGAUCCCAACAUCCCAAAACCAAAAUUCAAAACUGACUGAAAAUCGAAUUGGGAUUAAAAAAAAAGGAAAAAGAAAAAAGAGACUUCUUCUGGAGUUGAGUCGAGUUCAACUCGUCUUCACUCCACCCAUUCCUGCCUUCAAUAUAACGAUUUUCGAUCAGAUUCAUAAUUUAAUCAUAAAAAUGCUUCACAUCAGUAUUCUCUGAUUCUCUCUCUCUCUCUCUCUCGGGGCUAGAAGCGCCAGAGCGCAAUCGACAACAUCUUCAGAAGGCACAUACUCGCCUUAUGACAGAUUCGCGAUGGAAGAAUUGGAUUGCAGCUCCAUUGUGUCUAGUUUUGGAUAGAUUGGUUGUAUGGUAGUGUUGUUCAAAAUCAGUACGAUGGAUUUGUCUGAUGGGUACAUUUCAACGGAGCAUCGGGAGCUACUUCGAUCUGCUUCAGAAAGUGCAGAUCCAUUAUCUGUUUCUCCAUUAGAGCUCUCAAUGUCCCCAAAGACACCGAGAUCUCCUAAGUCUCCCAGGUCCCCAAAGGGUUCCCCAAAAGGAUCUCCAAAGGCACAUUCUGGUAAACAUGGCGCAGGCAAGGGGAGUCCACUCAAGAAGGACAAGCAGUCACGUUCUCCAUUCGAUGGCCGUCCUAAAAAAGGUGGUGCAGGAGGCAAAGGAACUUGGGGAGGUUUACUUGAUACUGAUGGCAGUCAUGUUAUUGACCUUAAUGACCCAAACUACACAAGCAAUGAGGAAAAUGAACAGUUAAGUGCAAGAUUCCCGAGCUCUCCUUUUGAGGAGUACAAAAAAAAGGUUGCAGUUAUUAUGGAGGAAUAUUUUGCCACAGAUGAUGUUAUCUCGACUGCAAACGAAUUAAGAGAACUCGGAAUGCCAAGCUAUAACUAUUAUUUCGUGAAAAAACUGGUUUCCAUGUCCAUGGAUAGGCACGACAAAGAGAAAGAAAUGGCUGCUACUUUAUUAUCCUCCCUGUAUGCCGACGUUAUUGAUCCACCACAAGUUUAUAAAGGCUUCUGCAAAUUGAUAGAAUCCGCAGAUGAUUUGAUUGUAGAUAUUCCAGACACAGUUGAUGUUCUUGCAUUGUUCGUAGCUAGAGCCGUGGUUGAUGACAUACUUCCUCCUGCAUUUUUGAUGAAAGAAAUGGCCUCUUUAUCAAAGGACUCAAAAGGGUUUGUUGUCAUUAAAAGAGCUGACAAAAGCUACCUAUCAGCCCCUCUCCAUGCAGAUUUUAUUUUGCGGCGUUGGGGUGGCAGCAGAAAUAAAACAGUUGAAGAUGUCAAGGGACAGAUAAGCAAUCUGCUGGUAGAGUAUGUAGUCAGUGGGGAUAGGAAAGAGGCUUGCAUAUGCAUUAAGGAUUUGAAAGUUCCAUUUUUCCACCAUGAGAUAGUUAAGCGGGCCAUUAUAAUGGCAAUGGAAAACCGUCAAGCUGAAGACCGGCUUCUUGAUUUGUUGAAAAUGGCAGCUGAAGAAGGUUUGAUCAAUUCUAGUCAAAUUUCAAAGGGAUUUGGUCGGAUUAUCGACACCAUUGAUGACUUGUCGCUUGACAUACCAAAAGCAAGGCAGAUUUUGCAGUCUUUGAUCUCCAAGGCUUCAUCAGAGGGAUGGCUUUGCGCCUCAUCUUUGAGGCCGCUGUCAUUAGAUCUGAAAAAGAAAUCUUUAAAAGAUACUGCUGCCAAAGCCUUCAAGGUGAAAGCUCAAUCCAUGAUUCAAGAGUACUUUUUGUCCGGUGAUAUUUCAGAGGUGAGCCGCUGUCUAGAAACAGAGAACAACUCUUCUUCAUCCGAGCUUAACGCUAUAUUUGUCAAGAAGUUAAUAACAUUGGCAAUGGAUCGUAAAAACAGAGAGAAAGAAAUGGCUUCCGUUUUGUUGUCCUCCUUGUGCUUCCCUGGUGAUGAUGUGGUAAAUGGUUUUGUUAUGUUGGUAGAAUCUGCAGAUGAUACUGCCCUUGAUAUUCCGAUAGUUGUUGAUGAUCUGGCGAUGUUUUUAGCUAGAGCUGUGGUGGAUGAAGUCAUAGCCCCACUGCACUUGGAAGAAAUUGGGACACUGUUUUUGAUGCCGGAUUCAAUCGGGAACAAAGUGCUCCAAAUGGCCAAGUCAUUGCUAAAGGCUCGCCUUUCGGGUGAAAGGAUACUUAGGUGUUGGGGUGGUGGAGGAAGUAGUACGAAUGGAUGGGCAAUUGAGGAUGUCAAGGACAAGAUUGGCAAAAUCUUGGAGGAGUUUGAGUCAGGAGGGGAUAAAAGGGAAGCAUGCCGAUGCAUAAAAGAGCUAGGCAUGCCAUUUUUCCACCACGAGGUUGUUAAGAAAUCGUUGGUGACACUUAUGGAGAAGAAGAAUGACAGGUUGUGGCGUUUGCUUGGAGAGUGUUUUAGCAUAGGACUCAUAACUACGAAUCAGAUGAUGAAGGGCUUUGGGAGAGUAGCAGAAUCUCUGGACGACUUGUCUUUGGAUGUUCCCGAUGCCGAGAAACAAUUCACACAUUAUGUUGAACGGGCUCGAAUCGAAGGGUGGUUGGAUCCGUCAUUUAGCUUCAAUAGAUCAGGACAUAUACUGGAGAAUGGCUUCUGUUUAUGAUGCAUAUAGUAAGCAUUAUCCGCUGGAGUUUUGAUCUACUACCGUGAGGUGGGGGAUAAAAUUCGGGAGGAAAUAAGAUGAGAUUCUAAUUCCCGGCGAAGCGAGAUUAGAUGAGAUGAGAUUCAUGUGUUUUAAAGGGAGAUGAAAUAACCGUGGACCUUAUUUUGCCAUGCUGAAAAAAUCUGACACGCCGAUGGCAUAAAUAGUUUGACCUUGUGUCUAGUUUUUCUGUUUACGUUUUCCUAUUAUUUUACUGAAUUUAGUCAAUAGAAUUUGAAACCAAUUUGUUUCAGUUUUGUAUUGGAUUG
Messenger RNA from Rhododendron vialii, 2969 nucleotides. RefSeq names its product MA3 DOMAIN-CONTAINING TRANSLATION REGULATORY FACTOR 2. The transcript has 4 exons. The coding region runs from base 439 to 2661 and encodes 740 amino acids. NCBI's taxonomy places the organism in Eukaryota, Viridiplantae, Streptophyta, Magnoliopsida, Ericales, Ericaceae. The record is from RefSeq and is a predicted model, not a curated record. Gene Ontology annotation, biological process: negative regulation of DNA-templated transcription.